Prinia subflava (tawny-flanked prinia) is the source of this 3321-nucleotide messenger RNA. It is a transcript of the gene CCNA2, whose product is annotated as cyclin A2. Gene Ontology annotation, molecular function: cyclin-dependent protein serine/threonine kinase regulator activity. The record is from RefSeq and is a predicted model, not a curated record. Gene Ontology annotation, biological process: regulation of cyclin-dependent protein serine/threonine kinase activity; mitotic cell cycle phase transition. Gene Ontology annotation, cellular component: cyclin A2-CDK2 complex; cytoplasm; nucleus. The coding region runs from base 948 to 2168 and encodes 406 amino acids. The transcript has 8 exons. NCBI's taxonomy places the organism in Eukaryota, Metazoa, Chordata, Aves, Passeriformes, Cisticolidae.
AGCAGCCACUGGAGGCAGACAUCUGUUUGAAGGUAAAAAAGAUCAACUCCAUUGGAAGUGACAUAGAAUAAUCAAGGGUGGAAGAGACCUUUGAGAUCAUCAAGUCCAAACAUCAACAUGUCAUUAUCACGGUUAACCCCCAAACCACAUCCCCCAGCACCAUACCCAGACACGUCUUAAGCACCUCCAGGAAUGGCGACUCACCCUAACAGUGAUUAUUUUUUUCCUCUUUGUCUCAUCUGAGGGUGGUGAGGCCCUGGCACAGAUUCGCCGGAGAUGCUGUGGCUGCCCCAUCCCUGGCAGUGUCCAAGGCUAGGCUCGAUGGGGCUCUGAGCAGCCUGGGACAGUGGAAGGUGUCCCUGCCUAUGUCAGGGGGUUGGAACAAGAGUACCUUUGUGGUCUGCGAUUCUUUGAUAAUCGAAAUCUCCCCUGAAAUCUCAUCCUGAGGCCAUUUCCUCUUGUCCCUUCCCUGCGUAUACCUCACUACCCCCUCCUUUCAGAGAGCUGCAAAGAGUGAUGAAGUCUCCCCGCCCGAGCCUCCUUUUCUCCCGACUCAACACCCACGCCCCCCAUCUCCCGGGACACGUUCACGAGCCUGGCUGGGCAAGCUCCCGCUCGUUUCCCACACACGUUUCCCGGCGGCAACGCCGGCGGCUCUUCCUCCCUCGGGCGGGCGCGGGGCCUGAUGUCCCCGGCACCAGCGUUCCCUCCCCGUGGGCUCCCCGCCCUCCGUGUCUGCCUGUGUCUGUCUGUCCGUCCCUCUGUCCGCCCCAUCCGGCGCGGCCGUGACGCCGCGCGCCCCCAUUGGGCGGUUCAAGAGUCGCGGGCUACUUGAACGGCGCGGGCGGCUCCAGGCGCGCCCGUCCCCGGCCCCGCCGCUCCGGCCCUGCCGUCGCCCCGCCGUCCUCUCCGCCCCCUCCACCGUGCCCGCCGCUCCUGCUGCGGCCAUGUUGGCGGAGCAGGAGAACCAGGAGAACGUGCCCCCGCCGGCGGCCGGCAAAGCCGCGGCGCCGCCGCCCGCCGCCGGCACCCGCGUGGCGCUGGGGCUGCUGCGGGGAGCGCAGCAGCGCGCCGGGAUCCCGCUGCAGGCGGCGCGGGGCGGCUGCGAGGGCCAUGGCGCGGCGGCGGGGCUGCAGCAGCAUCAACAUCAGCCUUUCUCCAUCCAUGUGGACGAGCCCGAUGGGGAGCGGGAGCCGCGGCGGCAGCGGGGCGUCCCGGCGGGGCAGAAGGAGGAGGCGGCGCUGGGGCUGCGUGCGGCCGUGUGUGCCCUGGGGGAGCGGCGGCCCCUGGCCCCCCUGAGCAACGCCAUGGAGCUGAGCUUCGAUUCUCCAAGUAUUAUGGAUAUUUCAAUAACCUCAGAAACAGAAGAGAAAGCACCAAACGUUAAUAAUGUGCCAGACUAUAUCAGCGAAAUCCAUACAUACCUGAGGGAAAUGGAGGUGAAAUGCAAGCCCAAAAUAGGUUACAUGAAGAAGCAACCUGAUAUCACAAACAACAUGCGGGCUAUUCUUGUGGACUGGCUGGUGGAAGUUGGAGAAGAAUACAAAUUACAGAACGAAACCCUGCACUUAGCUGUAAAUUACAUUGAUAGGUUUCUUUCUUCCAUGUCUGUUUUGAGAGGAAAACUUCAGCUUGUGGGUACUGCAGCUAUGCUGCUGGCAUCAAAGUUUGAAGAGAUCUACCCUCCUGAAGUAGCUGAGUUUGUCUACAUCACAGACGACACCUACACCAAGAAGCAAGUCCUAAGGAUGGAGCACUUAAUUCUGAAGGUUUUGUCAUUUGACUUGGCAGCUCCAACAAUCAACCAGUUCCUCACCCAGUACUUCCUACACCAGCAGACAGAUGCUAAAGUGGAGAGCCUGUCAAUGUACCUGGGAGAGCUGAGUCUAAUUGAUGCUGAUCCUUACCUGAAAUACUUGCCAUCAGUUAUUGCUGCUGCAGCAUUUCAUCUGGCAGACUACACACUCACUGGACAAACCUGGCCUGAAUCCCUGUGCAAAGUAACUGGCUACACCCUUGAAGACAUCAAGCCUUGCCUCAUAGACCUACACAACACCUACCUCAAAGCAGCCCAGCACACACAACAGUCCAUAAGGGAAAAGUACAAGAGUACCAAGUACCAUGGAGUAUCGCUCAUUGACCCACCAGACACACUAAACUUAUUGUAAUAAUCAAGAGACUGAUCUUUUUAAGAGAUGUAUAUUACCAGGAAAGGAUGUACAGUUCUAAACAUGGUUCUGGAUUCUAGACAUGAUCACUCAGAAUAUGAAAGCAGCCUUUGAUGACUUCAAUUGUGAAGUUUAGUUUCAUGUGGUUUUAAUGUAAAUCUUUUGUACAUGCAAUCUUUUAAAGAGUUUUAGCUAUGUUUUUAUUGAAAUGUUCUCCAGGCACAGAAUUAACCAUGCUGGCCACGUGAAGUCUGAGACUGCUUAUCUAAUUAUAGACUAAAUAUUAAUAUUAGCAGUGCAUUAUUAUAGUAGGGUUUUUUUCUCCUUCUGCAUAAGAAAGACUUGGUCACCACAGAAUAUCAGUAGCAUUUUUAUACUGUCUAGUUUAAACUGAAACUUAGCAUAGAUCCAAAAUGUGCCUUAAUGGCUACAAAACUGGAAGAAACUCUAUGGCCACAAGGAAAACUCCUCGCUGGAAUCAAUUAAUGAGGCUCUUUAGUAUGUGCCCCAGUUGCUGUAUAAUGUAGUGCCAGAUCUUCAUCAGGGGAAAAGCUGAAUGCUCUGCUGCAGGGACUGCACAGUUAAAACCCCUGCACCAGUUCAUACCUCACACUUCCACUACACAGAAAAUGGUCUUGCUGUUGGUAUUUUCUAGUUAGUCCAAGUGCAAAACUGGUACUAAUCUAUACCCAUGGAGUUCUCAUUAAUGUAUUGGCUGUCCCAAAAGUUCAUUGAUGCCUGCUGAGAAAAUUAGUCCUCAGUCUGCUUGCUUUGUACUUCUGUAGGGGUGGUGGAGGGAUUAAACUGCAGUGGGUGAACUGCUGCUCUGCGCCCUCAAGGGCAGGGACUGUCUUCUUGCAUGGAUGGGUUGCAUGCAGUGCAGCAGGAAUUCUGCACACUCCUCAAGCUUGGGAGAGGAGCUCCUCUGUGGCACAGUGAAAAUGUGCCAUAUUUUUCCUUAGUUCUGGAAUUGUUAGAUGAGCAAACUGGCAUUCAAUCAGCAUUAGAUCAAGUGGAUGUUUACCUUCAGCCUGUGUAAAUGGAUUGAUGCUGCCCUGUACCCGCUGUUGUUUGCAUGUAAAGCAUCGAGUGCGUGGAAGUGGGCUGAAUUGAGCCAUUUCCAGGUUGGCUAAUAAACAGGUUUUGUAUCUGA